Molecule: messenger RNA, 471 nt
Organism: Miscanthus lutarioriparius
Lineage: Eukaryota; Viridiplantae; Streptophyta; Magnoliopsida; Poales; Poaceae
Source: the annotation of a GenBank genome assembly
AUGAAGUUCAUUGUCGCAGAACUGGUCGUGCAUGCCAGUCCAGAUCUCGUACGUCGUGGCCUUGGGAGUGCGCACGAUGUCACGCACAUCUUUGGCGAUGGAGAUGUAGAUCCAGCUGAGGAUGCAUUGGUCCACGACGUGCCAGUCGGGAUCAUGGCGCUGGAGGUCGGUUGGCGGCUCGGAGACAUGGAAGGUGAGGUUGAAUUUGCCGAGGAAGGCAUCCAUGAAGCAGCGCCAUUCAUCGUAGUUGGCGUCAGCGAGGGCAAGAACGACGGGAACAUGCGACUUGAUGUUCACCGUCUGGAGAACGACGGCAGGGGGAGUGGGGACGGCGGUAGCGGCAGUGCCGGUGUAAGACUCGUCAUCGAGGGAAGAGUGGGAGGAGUCGAAGACAUCAGCAUCGAAGAGGAGGUUGUGAUCCAUGAGACUGGAGGCAGUGGAGAUGGGAGGCGGCAGCGGCGGGCGGGGUGA